Messenger RNA from Linum tenue, 932 nucleotides. The record is from the annotation of a GenBank genome assembly. NCBI's taxonomy places the organism in Eukaryota, Viridiplantae, Streptophyta, Magnoliopsida, Malpighiales, Linaceae.
AUCUGUAAAUUACUAGACCAGGAAGAAGAAGAAAACAGAGGAAACCCCCCUUCCCUCCGGGAACUCGCCCUCUCCCUCAGAUGGAUAGGUACCAGAGGGUGGAGAAGCCCAAGGCUGAGACCCCAAUAAACGAGAAUGAGAUCCGAAUCACUACUCAAGGCCGCAUGCGGAAUUACAUCAGUUAUGCCACCGCGCUUCUCCAGGAGAAAGGGUCGAGUGAGAUUGUGCUUAAAGCAAUGGGCAGAGCUAUCAAUAAGACUGUGAUGAUCGCGGAGAUAAUCAAGAGAAGGAUUGUUGGUCUGCAUCAGAUUACCGGUAUUGGAUCGACUGAUAUAACUGAUACUUGGGAGCCACUAGAAGAAGGCCUUCUUCCUCUGGAGACGACGCGACAUGUUUCGAUGAUCACAAUCACUUUGUCGAAGAAGGAGCUCGAUACAUCAUCUACAGGGUAUCAACCUCCUCUCCCGAUUGAACAAGUGAAACCAAUAAUGAACGAAAUCCAAGAUGAUGGCGAAGGAUCACCGAUGAUGCGAGGUAGAGGGCGUGGUAGAGCGAGAGGAAGAGGUCGAGUCAAUUACAACAGUGUAGGAGACUAUAACGACGAUGAUGGUUGGGAUGGUGGGCAUGGCUAUGAAGUACGAGGGCGAGGCCGAGCAAGAGGUGGUCGUUUCUUCGGAGGGCGAGGGCGGGGAAGGGGAAGAGGGAGAGGCUAUGGUGGUGGUCAGCAAGGAGGAGGGUACUAUGACAACUAUGGUGAACCUGAAACAUAUGUGCCCCAAAUUCGUGGACGUGGGAGGGGGAGAGGCCGUGAACGUGGUGGUGGUCGCAGUAGCUACACGAGACUCAAUGGUCCGGUCCAAGCAUCAGCAGCCUGAGGUAGACACGGUAUAGACCAGUUCGCGAGUUCGUUUCGCGAACGUAGUAGUACAUCU